AAUUAAAAAAAGUCCUGAAACAGUUGAAGAAUUUAUAAACGGCCAAAUAACCAAAUUAAACAGAUCUAACUGGUUUAGUUUAACGUUUCAAUUCAAUUCGAUAACCCCUGUUUGCAAGGCCUUUCCCUGGUUUUUUUUUUAAUAAAUAAUAUUUAAAGGCGGAAAUUCUGGAGCCCAAGUGGCAGGGCAGGGCAGGACGUACGUUUGUUUCAUAGUUUCGAUAAUACAUAAUCCACCUACUAUGCUGACCCUGAUCAAAUAUAGCCGUUGGAGGAGCGACAAGGCGUUACAGAAGCAAAGGGAAAAAAAAUAUGUCACGUAGCCUGAAUAACCCAACAAAAAUGUAGCCGUUAACAUAAAAGAAUGAAGACUCUGACCCCAUUGUAAAUCCCUCAUCCGCCCUCUUCUCUUCUCUUCUCUUUCCCACUCUAAAUUAUAAUAACAUUUCAGAUCCUCACAUGCUUCAUCUCAUCUAAUUAUUUUUCCGUUAUUUUCUUCAUUUUCCUUCUUCUAUAAAACUUAUCUUCCCAACUUUCGGAAACCCUAGAAAAUAACCCCACAGAGAGAGAACAAGAAAAUAGGAGAAUCCAGCUCGCCUUUCUGUUUCCAUUCUCUUUCCCCACUCAAUCUGAAGUUCCUUUCUGUUCAUGGGAAAAACCCACCACUCCCUGAGUGAAUUUCAGGCACGCCCACUUCAGUUGAUGCAGCUUUUUGAACAGCAAACGGCUGUUUGGUGCUGCUCUAAAUUACCCAGUAAGAACAGGAAAUGGAAGAACCAACAAUGGAGGAACUGUUCUUACUGGCUCAUUGCUCUCAUUUUUACUCAUAUCUUGGCCUUUUCUCUUCAACCAGUCUCCGGCCAGAUGUGGGACGGAGUUGCUGUUACGCAAGGAGAUUAUCAAGCUCUUCAAGCUUUAAAGAGCCAACUUAUCGAUCUAAAAGGAGUUCUACGUAGCUGGAAUGGCAGUAAUGGAGCUUGUUCCGGGCGGUGGGUAGGAAUCAAGUGUGUGAAGGGGCAGGUCAUUGCCAUACAGCUUCCAUGGAAGGCCCUCGCCGGCCGGCUUUCCGAGGAGAUAGGGCAGCUCCGGGAACUCAGGAAGCUCAGCCUCCACGAUAACGUAAUCUCCGGCGCCGUCCCUCCGUCUCUUGGGUACCUUCCAAAUCUCAGAGGAGUUUACCUUUUCAACAACAAAUUUUCAGGGUCUAUUCCUCCUUCAAUUGGUAACCUUCCUCUUCUUCAAACUCUUGAUUUGAGCAACAAUUUGCUCACCGGAGAAAUCCCCUCUGCUCUUGCAAAUUCUACCAAAUUGAUCAGGGUAAAUUUGAGUUACAAUUCAUUGUCUGGAUCUAUUCCAAGUAGUUUUACGCAGUCGUUUUCUCUUAUAAUUCUGGCUCUCCAGCACAAUAAUAUUUCUGGUACUGUCCCAGAUUCUUGGGGUGGUUCUGGGAACAGAACUUGCCCACUUGGGGUUUUGACACUUGAUCAUAAUAUUAUAACUGGACGGGUUCCAGCUUCUCUGGGAAAAAUGGAAUGGCUUCAAGAGAUUUCCAUUAGUGAAAACAGAAUCUCUGGGGCUAUACCAGGUGAAAUAGGCAGGCUGAAAAGGCUUCGCCUUUUGGAUUUAUCCAACAACGCCAUUAAUGGCAGCUUCCCUUCAAGCUUCUUCAAUCUCUCCUCUCUUGAAUUAUUGAAUGUCGAGAAUAAUCGCCUUGAUAGCCAGAUUUCAGGAGAUAUUGACAGGUUACGGAAUCUCUCAGUGGUGAGGCUUGGGAAAAAUCGUUUUAGUGGCGAAAUUCCUGCAAGUUUUGGGAACAUUUCUGCUAUCAGCCAACUUGAUUUCUCGGAAAAUAAUUUGACAGGAGCAAUUCCAGUUUCACUCGCCCGUUUGUUGAAUCUGACGUCCUUCAAUGUCUCUUACAACAAUCUCUCUGGCCCUGUUCCCAUUCUCCUGUCAAAUAAGUUCAAUGCGAGCUCUUUUGUAGGGAACCUCCAACUGUGUGGUUUUAGUACUUCAUCCCCAUGUCCACCAGCUCCCUCUCCACAGAAUAAUCUUACAUCUCCAUCAAUAGAUGUCAUGAAACCGCAUCGCCACCGCAGACUUAGUGUAAAGGACAUAAUUCUGAUAGCAGCAGGAGCUCUGUUGGUGCUUCUUCUUCUUCUUUGUGCAAUUUUGCUGUGUUGUCUGUUGACAAAAAGAGCUGCGAAGACAAAUGGUAAAACAACACCCAAGCAAGCUGCUGCAAGGAGCAUCGAAAAGGCAGCACCAGGCAGCACCGAUGUCGCAACGGGCGAAGCUGGUGGAAAACUAGUCCAUUUCGACGGGCCAUUUGUUUUCACAGCUGAUGAUCUUCUGUGUGCAACUGCGGAGAUCAUGGGAAAGAGCACAUAUGGAACAGCAUACAAAGCAACAUUAGAAGAUGGUAAUGAAGUUGCAGUGAAAAGACUGAGGGAGAAGACAACAAAAGGGCAGAAGGAAUUUGAAACCGAAGUUGCAGGACUCGGAAAAAUUCGUCACUCGAAUCUCCUUGCUCUUAGAGCCUACUACUUGGGCCCCAAAGGAGAGAAGCUCCUUGUCUUUGAUUACAUGCCUAGAGGAAGCCUCUCUUCCUUCCUUCAUGCUCGUGGACCGGAAACAACAGUCGAUUGGCCGACAAGGAUGAAGAUAGCAAUCGGAAUUACGAGUGGGUUGGGCUACCUCCACACAGAGGAGAAUCUA
Molecule: messenger RNA, 2717 nt
Organism: Momordica charantia (bitter melon)
Lineage: Eukaryota; Viridiplantae; Streptophyta; Magnoliopsida; Cucurbitales; Cucurbitaceae
Source: RefSeq, a predicted model, not a curated record